AUGGCUACUAGAGGCCGGUUUGCAAGGGUGUGCGUUAAAGUUGACCUCCGAAAGCCAUUAUGUCCUAGAUUCCUUUUGGGCAAAAAAAGCUAUAACAUUGAAUACGAGUCCAUACAUUCAUUUUGCUUCUACUAUGGAAGGGUAGAUCAUCGCAAGGAAUUGUGUAAAUACCAGGCACUGCACCUUAAGUCUCAAACUGUCCACCAGAAUAAUCCUCUGCCAGAAGGAUCACAACUAACCAUUGAGGGCAACCAAGUUCAAACGCCAACGGCUAGCCCCAAUGCCAACGAUCAUCUGCAACAAUCAGCAGUAGAAGGAGAUGACACAUAUGGGCUCUGGAUGAUGGUAACUAAGCGAACCCGUAAGCCUGUGAUCAAUAGAAAAACCCAGCCCACUGGACCAAGCCCAACUCAUAAUAAGUUUUCAGAAUUGAGCAAAGGGACCCAACAAGUAGAGGAAGUGGGUAGGGGCAAGAAAACAACUAGAUUGGGCCUUGAGAAAGAGGCAUCUAGCCCAUAUCAGAAAACUCAACCUGGACCAUCUGCUUCACAAACUGUGACUCUGGCCAAGGUCUCUCAGACCGACCCAUCAAGCACCAUCACUCCACCCAUCCAGAACUCCUCCAUUGUCCCCAGAUCUGUAGAAAUGGUUCCUUUACCUCAGUCACCCAAUAGGAACUAG
Molecule: messenger RNA, 681 nt
Organism: Camellia sinensis
Lineage: Eukaryota; Viridiplantae; Streptophyta; Magnoliopsida; Ericales; Theaceae
Source: RefSeq, a predicted model, not a curated record